Molecule: messenger RNA, 1298 nt
Organism: Branchiostoma belcheri (Belcher's lancelet)
Lineage: Eukaryota; Metazoa; Chordata; Leptocardii; Amphioxiformes; Branchiostomatidae
Product: GSK3-beta interaction protein-like
Exons: 4
Coding region: 91-699 (202 amino acids)
Biological process (GO): regulation of canonical Wnt signaling pathway
Cellular component (GO): cytoplasm
Molecular function (GO): kinase regulator activity; protein kinase A binding
Source: RefSeq, a predicted model, not a curated record
GCCUGAUACUUUUUUCAGCCGACUCCGAAGUAAACGCGGAACAGCGUCUCUCUGAAAGGUUUGGCGGCACCUCAAGGUUGCGAAAAAGAGAUGGCAGAAAAAAGAGCUGCACGGGACAGCAAUCCUAACAGUAAAGAUGGGCACACGAAGCAACAACUCAACCCCAACCCUGCAGCAGCAAUGGAACCACUGCAGUCAUCCGCAGAAGCCUCAGAUGUUGCAGCAAAGCAGGCACAAACAUCAACCAGAGAUACGAACAAUCCAGAUACAAUAAAACCAUCACUUUCUAACAUUCCUGGAAAAGACACUGAACAGAGAGAAAGCUUGGACCAAGAAGAAGUGAAAUUGUUGCACCUGGAAGCGGCAGAGGCAGUGAAGGAGAUAGGCUUUGCUGUGAGACAUGUUUACAAGUCAACAACACUAACUAGUACAGACCAGACUGUCUACAUUAAUGUACAGACCAAGGAGGAAUGUAGUCUGUGUCUGGAGCUGUCAUUACAAGGUUUUCGGGUGGUUGGUCACAAGUUUGACGAGGUUAACCAGUCCUGUUACUCCCGGCACUACGAGACCAUCUAUGCACUGUUGGAUGACCUCAGCUUGGGAUACAGACAAUCGUUCGGAGAAACCCUACAGAAUAGACUAGAGGCUCUGGCCUUGGAACAGAGGGCAGAGGAAGCACAAGCCGUUAAGGGGGAAUGAGAAAUUAGCCUCCACCAGGCCUUUGUAAGGGGUAGGAUUGUAGAAUUUGGCAAAAAUAGGCUUUAGUUUAAGAGUGAGCCCAUUAUAAGGCCUAGGGUUCCCCUUCAAAAAUGAAACUGCAGGGCUCAAAAUACUUUUUUGGAGAUACCUGCAUAAAAAAUUAUCAGCACCAGACAAAUUUUACAAAUUUCAGAAUUUAGGAGAUAUGGAUCACUCUAAAAACUGUUCAGAAACCGUUGCCAUUGUUUCUUUUAAACUUAUUUAAUAGGUGGUAACAGACGAUGCCAAUUGGGAUGUUUGGAACAGGAACUGUUAAUGUUUAUUCCCAUAGAGAGUGAGUGUGGCCAUAUAAUUAUGGACAGGUGAGUUGGCACAACUGGUAGCACUGUUGUGUUUUCUUAUACUAUGUGUUGUGUUUCAUUGUGUUUUGCUGCCAUCAAGCCUCAGCAUUAGUGUGAUAGUACGUCUAACCCUCGGAAAAUGGGGAACAAGUUCCGAACAACAGACGCUGAACCGGAUAGUGAGUGAGUAGUGAGUGUUAGUGCUGCGUACCGGUUCACUGGACUUGGAUCCGGACUUGUAAGAAUGUUAAGUUGAGA